This is a messenger RNA of Physella acuta, 2661 nucleotides long. RefSeq lists its product as uncharacterized. The record is from RefSeq and is a predicted model, not a curated record. NCBI's taxonomy places the organism in Eukaryota, Metazoa, Mollusca, Gastropoda, Physidae.
AACAAAAAAAAAAAAACCAUUCUGCUAGGCCUCGACUGGAGUGGCCAAGACAAAUCCCCGGUUAUCUUUUUAAUGCAGGCAUCAAUCAUUAGUUUCAAGUCAAUUACAAACACAUUUCUACUGAUGUCUGAAUAAUACUACUUAUAACUCAACAUGAAUAAAGACAAGGAAGUGAAUAAUUUGAAUCCAAAUUAUGAAGUUAAAAAUCAUGAAAGUAAUUCUUGUGAAAUAUCUUACGACUUACAGUUAGACAAGUAUUCAAUGAUUAAAACAAAUCAUAAAAUAUCCCCUGAUAGAACUAACAACCUUGGUGAGCUAAUGAAUGAACAGAGUAAAGACUCUUUCAGUGACCCCAGCACAGAUUUGUCUUCGAGUUCAUUGCAUCUUCUAACUGAUCCUUCUUUUAAAAAUACAAGACCAAUGCCGCUUAAGAAACAUGUAAAUAAAGGAAGUAUUCUUGAGAAAUUAUUUUGUGAUAAACUGGUUGAUAAAGAAGAAAAAACAGAGCUAGUUGAUUACAGUAUUUACCCAAAUACUCAUGAUGUUACUACAGAAGGUACAGAAUUAAGCCAGGAUGUUCUGUUUAUGGAGAAAUUGCCCCUGCUGCAUCAAAGUGUGAACAUAUCCUAUGUGGCAAGUCAUGAAGAGGUCACUUCUCAUACCUGCCAGCAUCUACCAUGUCCAGUGUGCCAGACUUCUAUGGGAGAACUGUCCACUGAUUCUGCCAUAGAUUUAGAAUCUUUUCCAAUCACAGAGAUGUCUGUCAAAGAAACAAUGCGCAGGGAAAGAAUGCGUCAAAGAAAAAUGGCCCAGCGCCAAAGUCCAGCAUUUAGAGAAAGAGAAAGGUUGAAAGCCAAAGAGCGGAUGAAAGCGUUGCGGAAUGAUCCCAUUUUUCGGUUUCAUGAAAGACAAAGAGACAGAGAGAGAAGAAAAAUAUCCCGCCUAAAUAAUCAGACUCAGAGAGCCAAGGAAAGGGAGAAAGAUAGAAUAAGAAAGUCUGUGCUGCGAUCUAUGAAUUCAGAAAGUCAGAAGGAACAUGUUCCUAUAGAAGAGUUCCAGCUGUUGCUAAGUGACGAUUGUGACCAGGUUGAUCAUGUGUCCGCCAUCACAUGGGAAAGUGGAUAAAAAAUAUCACACAGCAUUUUAAAACAGAUACUUAAUAUAUAAUUUUUUAAUUUAUUACAAAAUAUUAAAUGGCAUUAUGUAACUUAAUGAAUAUGUGACUUUAAUUAAUUGCUGUUAAUAUUGUUAUUUAUUUUAUUCCUAUCAGAACUUACAAUUUGAUAGUCACUUUUAAAUGUAGAUAUAUUUUUAGUUAUGUUUUUAUUUAGAAUAAAACUGUUCUUAUCAUCCAAGCAUAGUUGAGGAAAAUAUGUGUUACGCUCUUUUGCAAUGUUACACUACAAGAUUUUAUUUCUUAGCAAUUCAAGUCUUCUGUUGUACAUUUAUUGUACAUUUAAAAAAUUAUAAGUUUUGUUUGACUUUAUAAAGUUGAUGUAUAGGUAGGGGGUGGUUGAGUUGCUAUUUUUAUAGGGCUAAUUGUUUAAAGCUUCUUUCUGUCCAUGUUCUUAUAACGGACACUUCUUAGAUAAACCAUACUGGAUUCUGUCACAUUUAGUUGAAUUUUAUUCUUAUGUUUCGUCCUCACAUCAGUUUGGUGGAUAUUUUAAAAUUAAAUUUGCACUUUAUGUGUUAGUAGAACAUCAUUUAGAAAAUUGAAUUUCCACAUUUGAUGUAUCAUUAAAAUUUUUAUCUAAAUUUUGGUGGAUAAUUAAAUGAACAAAGAAUCCAUUUAUCAGAUGAUAGAAGAAAUUUCUAUAACACAAACCUGCCAUUUUUUCACAUCAAAUUCCACUAGGGGGAGGGGGACAUUGAAUAUUUUUCUAUUUUUCGACAUGCCCCAGAACUUUGAUUAUGUGCAAUGCAAAACAGUUAAUGAUUUUCAGACCUCAUCUACCAAGGAGGUAUAAAAGCAGUAGCAUUUGGGUGGUCGCAGAAUCAAUGUUUUUGAAAACAUUGAUUCUGAAAAAGUUAUCCUUUCAGACUUAACUAUGAUAAGGCAAAUGAAGUAGAGCGUAUACUAAAAAGUCCUCCUUUCAGACAUAACGAUCCAUGGGGCAAAUGAAGUAGAGUUUAUGUCUCUACCUCUGCAUACGAAGAGAUGGCAUGGUCAGAACUAAGCCCUGACGCCAUAACUUUCCUUAACUUGAGUCAAGUACCCAUCAAAGGGGGGUGGACUCAAAUACACCCUGCAGUCACAAGUCUAGACCUCGAUUCAAACCCAAGACCGUUGAGUAAGCUGUUGACAUUUCUGCAACACUACACCCCUAAAAUAAGCUGCUGAAAAUGAAUUAAUUUUAAAUUUUAUGUUUAAGACAGAGAAUACCAUGAAGCCUGCAAGAACAUAAACACAAAACUUGAAAAUACCUAGUUUAAAUGUAUAACUUAAAACAUCCUGACAAUUUGAUGUAAAAGUUUAUUUGUUAACAAUGUAAUCAAAUUAUUAUCAUUGUGGGUAUAUUAUACAUACUGUUACACACAAAAUAUCUAUAUAAAUGGAAUGUAGCUGGAAUGAACAAUAUGUACAGACAUUUGUAAAAAUGUUUUAAAAAAUAAAAUGUAAUAUUCUAUGAGAAAAAAAUAUUUUACAAAACCUAAACU